GACGCAUCAAACAAAUGGCCGGUUGUCUCUGCACCACCUUCUCAGCCCAGGGCACCACCUGUGGAAACUGAAGACAUUCCUGCCCUGUUCCAUGGCACCAGCCUGUGCCAGCGUCCUCGCCUGCCCGGGCCAGCCAGUUUGCGAAUGAACGCCGGCCCCAGAUGCCCUGUCAAUCACCCGAGCCCGACGUCAGCGCCCAUCUCUCGUGACCCGGGCCCGUCAUGUGACGCCCGGUUCAGUCUGCAAGUGUCAGCGGUCGCGGCAGCUCCCGGCUAGAAGUUACUGACUGGGCUGUUGGUUCUGAAGUUAUUUUGUGGACAAAACAAACUUGAGUAAUACUGUGGAAACAAUGCUGUGGUACAUCUUAGCUCCACAAAAGCGUGUGGGAAAUUAUACCACCGACUGUCCGAAUGGGUCCUAUAUUAUUUGGGACAUCCUCCAGGCGUGCACUGAAGAUGCCAGAGAUGUAGCAAGCAUAACGUUGGGAUUGUUUUCUGUCAUCUGUUUCAUGUUUUCAGCUUUCCCACAGUGUUACAGUUCCUACAAGAAUGGGAACAUGGACGAAGCUCUCUCUCUCUGGUUCCUCUUGGGUUGGUUGGGAGGUGACUCGUGCAAUUUUCUUGGUGCUUUCCUGGCUCAACAAUUGCCUCUGCAGACUUACACCGCUGUGUACUACGUGAUAGUAGACAUAGUCAUGGUCUCGCUGUAUUGUUAUUACAAAGUGAAGAACCGAUCCAGACCAGAUGGGACUGCAAUUAAUAUUGUUGUCAUGUUUGUGAUGCUUGGAGCAGCUGGUUCCUUAAUACCGGGCAGCCAUGUAAUAUAUCCAAUCGGAGAAAAACCAAGAUUUAAUAAACGCUCUCUUUUGGCUAUUCCACAAUUAUCUGCUAAUCAGGCAUUUACUCCCAAAGAAAUCAGUGGAUUUGUAAUUGGAUCAUUUUCAUCAGUAUUCUACCUGGCAUCCAGGUUACCUCAGCUGUGCAGAAAUAUGAAAAGGAAGUCUACCAAAGGCAUAUCCCUUUCCCUCUUCGCCCUGAUGAUUAUAGGGAAUCUUACAUAUGGCCUGAGUGUGCUGCUGAAGAUCCCGAGACGAGGGCAAACCGAGGCUAACUACGUGGUGCAUCACCUUCCCUGGUUGGUGGGCAGCUUGGGGACCAUGGCGCUUGAUAUAAUGAUUUUAAUUCAAUUUGCUAUGUAUAAAACACAGAGCUCCGAAAGUGAACUAUUAAUUCCUAAAGUACCACGGAAAUCAUUACACUAGUGGGGACAUCUCUUACGUAACGGGAAGCUACUUCCACCAGCUGAACCGGGCAGAACCAGGUUCAUUUUAGAAACAUCCAAAUUCUUGCUGGAUCUCAGCGCAUUAAUUAAUCUUGACUAUAAAUAUAUAUAUUUUGCAAAUAUCCUCGAGUCCCAGACACUCGCUUUGUAAGAACUCGCCGCACAAUCCGGACCUUCAAGCAUCAUCAUGUUCCAACUGGUUGAAGAGGAUCAAUCAAUGCACAAUGUUAAUAUCUUUGGAAAUCAGUGGACGAAAAGAAUUGAAUGAAAGAUCAGGGAAAAAGAGUGUAAAAUCUUAUCUAAUCAUUUCAUGUGAGGCAAUGAUUUUUGUCUACCUCAAAAUAAUUGUGGGCUUGUCCACCGAACUGCAACAUGCGAUCGCUUUCUUUAUCCGUGUAUAAUGAAUGCUGCUGCGGACACAUUGGGGGCUGAUGUCAACAUUUAACAUCAACAGGCCUUUUUUACGUUGGUCAGUGAUUUUGAUCGUGAAUGCUUGGAAGAGGAGUCGGAUCAAAUCUCACACCAGCAGAUGCUGUAGUCCAGAAAUUAACUGGCCAAUAUUGUGUUACAAUUCGGGAGGCCUGGUAACGCUGCCUAGACAAGAUUGUUAUUCUUGUCCAUCUUGCAAUGAUUUAAAUUACCAGUGGGUUUUCAUUAGACUUUUAUUGAAUCUGAAAUAUCAAUACAGAUAUUCACCUGUUUAAAAAUAGAAGGAAGCACUGGACAUCACAGUGGUGCAUGCAGCUGGUAGAACUACUGCCACUCUGGCCCAGUGACCCACCUUCAAUCCUUACCUCUGAUCUCUGUAACCGGUUUCCUGUGGGUGCUCUGGUCUCCUCCCACAUCCAAAUGAAAUGUGUGGGUUUAGCAGGCAACUGGCCACGGUGAAAUGGCCCUGUUGUGUAGACGCAUUGCCAAAUUUGUUGUGGGGAUGGUGGUUGACGGAAUUUGGUGUAAAAGUGGAUGUUGACAUAGUGGGCUUGUUUCCAUGUUGUGUCUCUCAACUCUACGACAGUCCUGGUGAAAAUAUUGCCUGGUAUGGUGAUGAGCCAUUCCAAACAGGUGGCCCAAUCUGUUAUUCCUUGUUUCUGCUGAUUAUUGGUGAUGACAUUCCUAAGGUAGCGAAGCAUAAAGACGUUGGCCAAGUUGCAGAUUUCUAUCCAGUUGUCUGAGCUUGGCCAUGUCUAGGCGAUGUCUCCAGGUAAGCAUGCACUGGGGCUUGGCCAUCACACAUUCCAAAGUUGACUAUCCAACUGACACUUGAUGGGAUAUGACCACUAGAGCUGAAUUAGGCCAUUCGGCCCAUCGAGUCUACUCCAUCGUACAAUCAUGGCCGAUCUAUCUUUCCUUCUCAACCCCAGUCUCCUGCUUUCUCCCCAUAACGAUACAUUUACUAAUCAAGAAUCUGUUAAAGAAUCUGCUUUAAAAAAUAUCCUUGUACCCCAACAGGACUUUGGGGUAUAGAGGAUGGUUCUGGGCAGCUAAUGAUAAAUACAGUUCUAGUUUUGGAAGCCAUCAUCAGUGUUGAAACAUGAUAUGCCUUGUGUGAACUCCAGUGACAAGAUCAAGGCAAAGUAUUAUCCAGUUCCUUCAGAUAAUUGUCCAACUGCUUAUAUAACCCCCCCCCCCCCUUGACAUUGCAUUAUGUUCUAACCAUUCAAGGUAAUUUAUUUUCCUCCUGAUAAUCAUACAACUAAUUGGCAUGGAGACGGAUUAUUUCACUCUGCAGAGUCCAUGCCAACCAAGUUUGCAUACUGGGCUAGUCCCAUUUGCAUUUGGCCCACAACCCUCUAAACCUUUCCUAUCCACAUCUGUCCAAAUGUAUUUUAAAAGUCCUAAUUGUAUCCGCUUCUAUAGCUUCCUGUGACAUCUCACUCCAGAUAUGGACUAAUCUCAGUUUAAAAAAAUUGCCCCUGAGAUCUAUUUUCAACACCUCCCUUCUCACCUUAAGCCUAUGUCCUCUAGUAUUUGAAUCCUCUAUCCCGGGGAAAAAGACUGUGAGCGUUCAGUUUUAUCAUGAUAUAGUACACCUCAAUUAAAUCAAUCCUCAGCCUCCUGCAUUCCAAAGAAAAAUGUUUCAGCCAAACCAAGGUUUUCCCUAUAACUCUGGGCCACGGGCCCAGGUAACUUCCUUGUUUCUUUGUCAAUAACAUUUAGAUAUGCUCUAUCUAUAUUCCUCACAGUUUAUUCAAUUUGCUCACUUUUUAAAACUCAAUCUUAGUGUCACCUCGUUUAAUUUUACCUCGAGAAUAUCAGCGUUAUUAUAAUGCAAAAGAAGUCAAAUAUAGAAUGAUAGAUCCUUUGAUAAGUUGCACUUUACAUAAACGAGUUGAUGUCUAAAAAUGUACUCUCUCAUCAAAGUAGCGAUAUUUUAAAAUUGCACUUUAUUUUAAGAACUUUUUAUUUAGCCUCUUUUUGGAAUGAAACCAGAGUCUCUUCCAUGUGCGCUAUCUAAAAAUAGAACGCUCUUGCUGCCUGGAUUUCAUCAGCGGCAGAACCCAGUUCCAAGUCCUGGACUCGAUGCUACUUGAAAGUAAUGAGAUCGAGAUCUGUCGCACAAAUGUGUUGGGUUUUUUGUUUAUCUCCCAAUGCUGAAUCUGACCAUUAAUGGUUAAUGCAGUCGCGUGUGGGCAAGAUGCCCAUCUACCUACACGAGGGCUAGUGAGAGCGGUGCUCCUACAUCAUUAUUAUAAUCAACUGGAACUUUAGGCUCUGCUUCCACACUUCAUUGUCUGAAACGUUAUGACGCUCAUCUGGACUCGACUAGCCGCUCCUCACAUUUAACAACAUUUAAUUUAAAAAUAUGCACCAAAGUUUGGCCUUUUUUUU
Amblyraja radiata (thorny skate) is the source of this 4110-nucleotide messenger RNA. RefSeq names its product solute carrier family 66 member 1 (gene slc66a1). The record is from RefSeq and is a predicted model, not a curated record. Gene Ontology annotation, cellular component: membrane. Gene Ontology annotation, molecular function: basic amino acid transmembrane transporter activity. NCBI's taxonomy places the organism in Eukaryota, Metazoa, Chordata, Chondrichthyes, Rajiformes, Rajidae. Bases 350 to 1261 code for a protein of 303 amino acids. The transcript has 9 exons.